AUGGCUAUUCACAAAUCAUCAUCCGACAUUCAUCAUCAGGGAGAACCUCCGUCCCUAUAUCAAAACGCCGAUCAGAAAAGUCUCUCGGUUUCCGCUGCUAAGAACUUGGCUUUUUACGGAACUGAUUUCCAUCAAGAUGUAAUAGUCGGUGCCCUUGGAACGUACAUUUACACCGCCUCUGGCCGAAGGAUCCUGGACUGGACAUCAGGCCAAAUGUCUUGUCUGUUGGGCCAUGGUAAUCCCGAGAUCGUUGAGGUCAUCACCAAGCACGCCAUGUACUUGGAUCACCUCUUUUCUGGAAUGAUCUCGCCACCCGUCAUUUCUCUUGCACAGCGACUCUGCAGCGCUCUUCCUCCUGGUCUUGAUAAAGCCCUCUUCUUGUCUACCGGAGGCGAGAGCAAUGAAGCCGCUAUCAAAAUGGCAAAGAUGUAUACUGGAAAGUUCGAGGUCGUGGCUCUUGGAGCAUCGUGGCAUGGUAUGACAGCUCAGGCUGUUGGGGCACAAUACCACUGGGGUCGUAAAGGUCAUGGACCAUUGAUGCCAGGCAUGCAUAUGCUACCCCGUCCCAACAGCUACCGUUCCAUUUUCAGGAUGCCGGACGGAUCGUACGACUGGAAAACUGAGCUUGAUUACGGCUUUGACAUGAUUGACUCACAAUCAUGCGGCUCUUUGGCUGCCUGCAUUGUCGAGUGUGUUCAAAGCUCAGGCGGCAUGCAUGUCUUACCUCCAGGCUAUCUGAAAGCACUGAAAGAACAUUGUGUCAAGAGGGGCAUGCUUCUUAUCGUUGACGAAGCACAAACUGGUAUCGGUCGAUGCGGUAGCUUUGUCGCUUUUGAACAGCAUGGGAUCGUUCCGGAUAUCCUCACUCUCUCUAAAACACUUGGAAACGGUCUGCCACUUAGUGCAGUUGUGACCAGCAAUGAUAUCAACCAAGUGUGCAAAGAAAAAGGGUUCUUUUUCAUUACGACACAUGUCAAUGAUCCAAUCCCAGCGGCCGUCGGUGAUAAAGUACUUGAGAUUAUAUUGCGCGAUAACGUCAUUGAAGGAGCUCGCAAGUCUGGAGAACGACUUUUCAACGGGUUAUAUAAAUUGAAGGAGCGGUAUGGUUGUAUCGGAGACGUGCGUGGGAGAUGUCUUUUGGCGGGUGUGGAGAUUGUUACAGAUAGGGAGAGUAAAACGCCAGCGUUGGAUCUUGCUGCGAAGAUUGGGGAUAAAGCGUAUGAGCUGGGUGUCUGGGCGAACUUGUCUACUCACCAGAGUUUCGGGGGAGUUUUCCGUAUUGCGCCACCUAUUUCUGUCACGGAGGAGCAGAUCGACGAAGGCUUAGAUAUGCUGGAGAAGGCCUUUGCUUCGGUGGAGGGAACUCUUCCGCUAUACCACUGA
This is a messenger RNA of Fusarium venenatum, 1383 nucleotides long. RefSeq names its product pyridoxal phosphate-dependent transferase. NCBI's taxonomy places the organism in Eukaryota, Fungi, Ascomycota, Sordariomycetes, Hypocreales, Nectriaceae. The record is from RefSeq and is a predicted model, not a curated record. Gene Ontology annotation, biological process: glyoxylate catabolic process. Gene Ontology annotation, molecular function: L-alanine:glyoxylate transaminase activity; pyridoxal phosphate binding. Gene Ontology annotation, cellular component: mitochondrion.